AGACCUCUACAGCACAGAGAUUCAGCCACGACACCUUCAAUCACUUCAGCAAUGAUCUACUCUAAGAACCACCUGACUCUGACCAACAAGCUAAGAAAGCCUGUGGUGGAGAAGCAUAGAUCGUAUCAACAGCAGCCUUUCCUGGGUCCAGAGAUCCUCAAUCAGCAGCCCGUCUCCAAGCUGGAGAAAGCAACCAUCCUGGAGCUGACAGUUUGCUUCCUGAGACAACAACAGUACCAGCCAGUGAGCUCCUCCUCCUGUUCAGUACCUGUCAAUCAGGGUUGCUCCAGAUGUGUCCAAGAGAUUGUGCACUUCCUGUCCAAGGAUGAGGUGAAGAAACAGUCCCAGAGAAGACUGCUGAGCAACUUCCAGAGCCUGCAGCCAUCCUCUGAUAAGAACAGAAUGGAGAGUGACCUGCCUCAGCUCAGCUCCCCAACCCAGCACAGCAUCAGCAAAGACUAGAGUCCAGUCAACAGCGCCCUCUGGAGGCCCUGGUAGAGUCCUACAGACUGAAGCUCCCCUCGCAGACAAUCACAAUGGACCAUGUUGGUCUAAAAUGUAUGUCAUUGACAGUAGUGAGAAUAGGAAGAUAUGUUCCUCAUAGGUUUUAAACGUCUUGUUGUGACUAAGAACAUUUUUUUAAUGAAAAUGUAAUUGAAUAAUCCAUAUUUGUCAUUUUAUUUUAAAUAAUAACCUUUAUGUUUUAUGAAACGUGUCAUGUUGAUCAUGAUAAACAAUAACUUGAAUGGUCCUCCAUGAGGAUUUUUAACCAAAAAUAGGUUUUAUAUCAUCAAACUGUUUGUGAUUGUCUGUACGACUCAUCUGUUUUAAGCUCAAACCAUAUAGGAAAACGUUUUGUUUACACUACAUUUUUCUCAUGUUAAGGUAAUAUUGAAAAGUUAUUGAGUAUGUAUCAGUCUGAGUAUUUAUCCAUCAUGAGUAUUUACCCCAAAAUGAUAGAAUUUGCUUUAUGUGAAUGUUAUUCUGAUCAUUUCAGUGAAGAUAUUACAGAGAAAUGUGUGUUUUCUCAAUGUAAAACCUCUUGUUUAUUUUAAACAAUUACAGCGAGGGAAAAAGUA
Molecule: messenger RNA, 1079 nt
Organism: Salmo salar (Atlantic salmon)
Lineage: Eukaryota; Metazoa; Chordata; Actinopteri; Salmoniformes; Salmonidae
Molecular function (GO): protein dimerization activity
Source: RefSeq, a predicted model, not a curated record